Messenger RNA from Diorhabda carinulata, 925 nucleotides. RefSeq lists its product as uncharacterized. Lineage: Eukaryota; Metazoa; Arthropoda; Insecta; Coleoptera; Chrysomelidae. The record is from RefSeq and is a predicted model, not a curated record. The coding region runs from base 149 to 736 and encodes 195 amino acids. Gene Ontology annotation, biological process: response to oxidative stress. Gene Ontology annotation, molecular function: glutathione peroxidase activity. The transcript has a single exon.
CAUGAUAUUCGGAUUUAAAAUAAGGCUAAAAAUAAAAAGCUGAAUAAUUUGUAAAUGAUAACUGUUUAGUUUGUGACCUAUUAUUUUCUCCUAUAAAUUACUUUGAUUAUUGACUAUUUAUCAAUAAUAAAUCUAUACAAUCAGUUAAAUGAUUUUUUUAAGCUAUAGAACAGUUUGUAAAGCGGCGUUUGCUUGUCGUGCAUUGACAGUCGCAUCGAAUACAACUAAAAUGUCUAAUCCUGAAAAUUAUAAAGAAGCAUCAUCGAUAUAUGAAUUUAGUGCUAAAAAUAUAAAAGGUGAAGUUGUAUCUUUAGAAAAAUACCGUGGGCAUGUUUGUAUUAUAGUUAAUGUAGCUUCACAGUGUGGUUAUACCAAAAAUAAUUAUGCAGAGCUUAACCAACUUUUUGAGGAAUAUGGGGAUUCCAAAGGCUUACGAAUUCUAGCUUUUCCCUGUAAUCAAUUCGCUAAUGAAGAACCAGGAGAUAAUGACCAGAUUUGUCAGUUUGUUCAAAGCAAAAACGUCAAGUUUGACGUUUUCCAGAAAGUAAAUGUUAAUGGUAAUGAUGCUCAUCCACUUUGGAAUUAUUUGAAGUAUAAGCAAGGAGGUACGUUGGGUGAUUUUAUUAAAUGGAAUUUCACUAAGUUUAUUGUGAAUAAGGAUGGGCAACCAGUUGAGAGACAUGGUCCGAAUACAAACCCAAAGGAUUUAGUGAAGUUCCUUGAAAAGUAUUGGUAGUAUUUAUGAAUGUAUUUUUUCAAUAUUAAGUAUAUGUAUUGAUUUUUUUGUUUUCAAGAUUUGUUAGAUAUAGAGAACUUUUUUUUAUUUAAAAGGCACAUACUUUCUACUGACUGUUUAUUUAAGAUUAACCAUGUAAUCUGUCUGUGAAUAUUUAGGUGGCAAAAGUAAUAAACUUAUUAAAAUGAA